AUGGCCCUUUUUGAGCUCUUGACGAUUGUCGUGCUGAUUCUGCUCGAUCCGACGUACGUGACAGCGUAUAUCUCUGUGAACUAUGAGAUCGUGCUCAUCUACAUCGUCUCAGCGCUCACCCUUCUCUAUUGCAUCGUCUCCGUCAUCAUGUACUUCUUGCUGGCCAAGCGAGGAGAAGAGACACCGCUGACGAACUGCUCUCUAUCUGAAGUGAUAUUCUCUACGGCCGGCAUUAUGGGAUGGCUGAUCAUAAUCGGUAUUGGCGGCACGAUUUCUCAACGUACCAUCAUCGAGACCGGGGAGCGCUUCGGAUGGAUCGGGGUAAGUCUCGUUUGCGUUCUUAUUCUUUUCCCAUUAGAAGGAAGUUCAGAUCAUACUCAUUUUCGUGUUCCUGGCUUUUUAUACCAUUUCGAUACCUACCACUGCACUAUCUACCCCUAUCUGCUGGCUGUCGUACCGGUGCUUGUCCCUUCUAGCACCUUGUCUUUUCCUGUAGUCAUUCACGUCUGUUGUUAUAGUAGUUCUUGGCUCUGGAGUCCUUACACUCUUCGCUGUACCUUUCCUUUCCAAAUCUGA
Molecule: messenger RNA, 576 nt
Organism: Cooperia oncophora
Lineage: Eukaryota; Metazoa; Nematoda; Chromadorea; Rhabditida; Trichostrongylidae
Source: the annotation of a GenBank genome assembly